AUGUACCUUGAGAAACAUGAAAAGAGUCAGAAGGAAAAGAAGGAGAAAGCAAAGGACAUCGAAAAUAAGUUUAUCGCUUUAAAGGCUUCAAGUUACAAGUCAUCCACCAAUGAUACAUGUGAGAGUGAAUCAAGUGAUGAUGAUAAAGAUAUGAAUGAAUACAUGGGGUUAUUUGUAAGGAGGUAUAAUCGAUACCUUAGAAAGAAUGAAGUUCAACAUUCGGAUAAAAAUCUAGUCAACUAUAGAGGACAAUCAAAAUUCUCAAAUCAAGAAGAAAGUAAGACAACUAAGUCAAGAGGCUCAUGUUACAAUUGCGAAAAUUCUGGUCACUAUAAGCCGGAUUGUCCAUUGUUGAAGAAAGACAAAGUAAAAAAUAAACGUCACAAGAAAUCUAGCAAAGCUAGAAGAGCAUACAUUGCAUGGGAGAGCGAUAGUGAGCCCUCAAGCAAUGGUAACUUAAGUGAUGAAGAAGAAAAGGCUUGCCUUGUUACUCAAGGGUAUAACCAAGAGGAAGGCAUUGAAUAUAAGGAGACUUAUGCUCUGAUCUCCCGACUCGAGGCUAUACGCCUUUUGCCUGCCUAUGCUUGUUCUUAA
Lathyrus oleraceus (garden pea) is the source of this 594-nucleotide messenger RNA. RefSeq lists its product as uncharacterized. The transcript is spliced from 2 exons. The record is from RefSeq and is a predicted model, not a curated record. Gene Ontology annotation, molecular function: zinc ion binding; nucleic acid binding. Bases 1 to 594 code for a protein of 197 amino acids. NCBI's taxonomy places the organism in Eukaryota, Viridiplantae, Streptophyta, Magnoliopsida, Fabales, Fabaceae.